AUGUCAGAGGUAUGGCAUCUUCUGAAGAAAUCACUUCAUUGCAAAUCUCAUUCACCAGAAGUUCAUGAUCCGCAGGCAAGUAGAAGUGCUCAGAGAAAAACACAUUGCAAGAAUGUCAGAGAUGAGAGAAAUAAGAGACAGUCAGAAAACCAAGUUAGCCAUGAAAUUUUCCUUGAUAGGUCAAGUGGUGAGAUUAAGAUUUGUCCAUGCUAUCCUAGUUCUCAAGGCGAUGAAGAUGGAAAUGGUGUAGAAGACCCUCAUCCUUCGAGAUCAACCAAGCCAACUAUACCUUCAUCAAAGACAGUUUGUGUUGAUUGUGAUGAAUGUAAUGUUUUCUCAAAGAAAAAGUGGUCACUGGAGAAAGAUUCUAAUCAUCCCCCAGUAUUAUCACGUCAUAAUGAACGUGAGACAACAAAAUCUAUUGAGACUGCUGAAGAACAUGAAAAUGUCCCUCAACAUUCAGUGAUCCAGCUUGAGAGAGAGGGUUCAGCUUGCAAGAUCAUCGAACAAAUAUGCCAAGGUAAUAACUUUACGGAAAGCAAGGCAGCAGAUAUUGAAUGUGUGUUAAGAGUCCAGAGCAAUCAAGAAAGGUUUAGAUGGUUUGAGGAAUGCAGGGAAUUGGUAAGGGUGAAAGCAGAAAGGGUACAAAACGAGCACCCCAGAUGCUUGGUUGAUGGAAAUGAGCUAUUGAGAUUUCAUGGCACAACAGUGGCAUGCUCCCUUGGUUUAAAUGCCUCUUCUUCUAACCUUUGCACUUUAGACCAAUGUGGUGUGUGUCAAAUUCUGAAGCAUGGUUUUUCCUCCAACCAAGAAUUAUUUCAUGGUGCCCUUGGAGUUUACACCACUUCUACCAGUGGAAAAGCCAUCCAUUCAAUUUCCUCAUCCAAUAUUAAAUCUGUCCAGAGAAAGUGUGUAAUGCUCUGCAGAGUAAGAGCUGGGAGAAUCUAUAAUCCUCUACAAGAGAUUGAAGAAAUGACCAAUCCUGGGUUUGAUUCUUUGGUGAAGAAAAUGAGAGACCACUCAGAGAUUGAAGAACUCAUUGUUUUAAAUCCUAGAGCUGUUCUCCCUUGCUUCUUGGUAAUCUACCGUUUAUGA
Molecule: messenger RNA, 1095 nt
Organism: Sphenostylis stenocarpa
Lineage: Eukaryota; Viridiplantae; Streptophyta; Magnoliopsida; Fabales; Fabaceae
Source: the annotation of a GenBank genome assembly